Molecule: messenger RNA, 558 nt
Organism: Batrachochytrium dendrobatidis JAM81
Lineage: Eukaryota; Fungi; Chytridiomycota; Chytridiomycetes; Rhizophydiales
Exons: 5
Coding region: 1-558 (185 amino acids)
Biological process (GO): glyoxal metabolic process; response to oxidative stress
Cellular component (GO): cytoplasm; mitochondrion; nucleus
Source: RefSeq, a predicted model, not a curated record
AUGACAUGCCCAACAGUUGUUGUAUUGGUAGCAAAUGGAACCGAAGAGAUGGAAGCAGUCAUUACCAUUGAUAUUCUUCGUCGAGCACAAGCCAAAGUACUUGUGUGCUCAUUGCAGGAAGAGAAGGUGAUCGAGUGCAGUCGACAUGUUCGUAUUGUUCCCGACACUUGGCUCGCCAAGAUUGAUGCUGCAAAUAUCGAUGCAGUUAUUAUGCCAGGAGGAAUGGGCGGUGCCAAAGCUUUUUCUGAAUCCAAAGAUGUGCAUCAACUCUUGAAUCUGGCCAAUACCAAUGGCAAGCUGAUUGGAGUCAUCUGUGCUGCGCCUAUCGCACUCAAGGCUGCUGGGAUUUUAUUUGGCAAACGACUAACUUCGCAUCCGUCAGUUAAAGAUCAGUUGGAAUCCAACUAUCAAUACUCUGACGAUCGUGUUGUUGUUGAUGGCAACUUGAUUACUAGUCGUGGACCAGGCACUGCCAUUGAUUUUGCACUGGCUCUGGUAGAAAAACUACUGGGUGCUCAAGUUCGAUCCAAGGUAGAAGCUCCAAUGUGUAUCUGCUAA